AUGACUCGUUUGAUAUCGAAUAAUUGCCUGAUGGUCCUACAAAUUAUCAAGAAUUACCCAUCUCUAUCGCAAUCCCAGAAUCUUGACAGCGAACUGACUAUUAUUCGUCAAGUAGAGAAACCUCUUUUGGUGAACGCAUGCAGGGAACUAUUCCGACUGAGUUUAAAACAGCUUCAAAAUAGUGAGAUAUUUCUUGGAAGCAAAGAAUCCAAAAUUUUUAAUCUAAACUUAACAGCUCUUGAAAAAGAGAAACAUUUGCUCGCGGGAAAGAUUUUUGCUAUAUCGAUAAUUCACGGCGGACCCCGACCCAAUUUCGUCUCAAAGACUGUAUUUAAUUACCUGGCAAAUGGUUCUGGAUAUCCAAUGCUAGAGGACUUACAAAACACCCCAUUUCACAAAGCCAUAUGUGAUAUAACGGCGAGUGAAACUAUAGAAUCCUUUCAAAAAUUUAUCUCAAGCCACGAUAAGUUACUGGAUUUGGGGGUGUCACCGGCCUCUUUCGAAAAUAAGGACAAACUAAUAAAAGAAAUUAUACACUAUUUGGUUAUUGACCGUCCUAGAAGAGGCCUUGAGCAAUUUGCUGAGGGUCUAAAAAUGCUCAGUGUUCUCUCUCUGAUUAUGAAGUAUCCUGAACAAGCAUCGUCUUUGUUUUGCUUUAAAAAAGAGACACACCUUACAGCAAAAUACCUGAACCGUUUAUUUUGUGUUAAAAGAUCAUCUGUUGGUACGCAGCGUCGGUUACUGGAGUCCCAAACAACGGCUUUUUGGAGGGAUUACCUCCAGAAUUGUGAAGAUGGUGAUUGUCAAGUUUCCUUAUCUGACGUAUUGGCUUUCGCGACAGGGUGCAAUACCGAACCUGCUUUAGGAUUCGAUCAACAACCAACGAUAGAAUUCCUGCAUGAUGAUCCAUCUUUGUUCCCAAAAAGUAAUACAUGUGCCCUUAUUUUAUAUUUACCAAUAGUGGCAAGCGAUGAUUAUGAAAUGUACAAGAACAAUUUAACAUUUGGAAUAUUAAAUGGCCUGGCCACCUUUGAGCUGCCCUAA
Messenger RNA from Brassicogethes aeneus, 1044 nucleotides. Lineage: Eukaryota; Metazoa; Arthropoda; Insecta; Coleoptera; Nitidulidae. The record is from the annotation of a GenBank genome assembly.